GCGUCGUUUGGUUCUUCACAGACCGCUGCGCGCCGCUCCUCGCAGCUGCAGCUGUCCAGCGGCGACAGCGACGCCAACGCCGACGCCAAGGCCGACAUCCCAGCACCGACACGCGCGCUCUCCACCGAACGCGACAUGACGACGAGUAUCAUACAAAUCCGUUGGUAUGGUGAGCUUAGUACUCCACGAAAGUGGGAAGUAGAAGAGGUUAGAGCUGGCGAGGAGAGGGCAGGCACGGCCCGGGGCGCCUCCCUAAAUAAACGCGCGCGGCCCUCCUUCCUCCGGUUUCCCUCGGCGGGCGAAAUUGCGCCUCUAAUGGGCCAGCCAAUGGCGGAGGGCGGCGGCGCAGCCAAUGAGGGCGCGCGGAGGGCGUGGCCGCCCCUCCGCCGAUGGCGGCGGCGACGGUGGCGGCGGCGGCGGGUCCCGGCCGCGAGCACGCCGCUCGGCCGGCCGGUUGCCAGUAGUCUCGCGUGCCGCGCCGGGCGUCUAGCCGUCUGUGGUUCUCUGCGCGACCGCCGCCACCGCUGGCCGCCGACCGCCGACUGUCGACCACCGACCGCCCCCCGCCGUCGCCCGUCGCUGAUCGCCCGCGGGCGUGCACGCCCUCGCAGCCCCACGCUGCCGGCGCGCGGCUGUCAUCCGUCGGGUGCUGAACUCGCGCCGUGCAAGAUGACGGAGUCCAUGCUGGCCGGCUGCGAAAGCCUGGUGUCGCACCUCACUCAUUCCUCCGAUCUUGACCACACUGGAUUGUCACUGAAGAUCAAACAAGAGCCGUACACUCUCACCGAUGCGUCUUCCCCACUGCAUGUGGGCGGGUACGGCCACGCCGACGCGCCGGUGCCCCCGGCGUCGCCGCUGACGUCCAUCAAGGCCGAGUCUAGCGGGCUGGCGCCGCCGCCGCCCCCGCCGCCGCUGGCCUCGUCGGCGUCCGUGGCCCAGCCCCAGGCGCCGCUCGCCCCGCGCGGCCUCGACCACCGCUACAGCGCCCUCACCCUGGACGACGCGGCGGCCGCCGCCGCAGCCGCCACCGCCGUGGCCGCGCCGCCCCCGCAGCCCAGCGACGUGGACAAGGGCGCCGGCGCCUCCGCCGUCUCCAGG
Gryllus bimaculatus (two-spotted cricket) is the source of this 1098-nucleotide messenger RNA. Lineage: Eukaryota; Metazoa; Arthropoda; Insecta; Orthoptera; Gryllidae. The record is from the annotation of a GenBank genome assembly.